Messenger RNA from Thlaspi arvense, 4473 nucleotides. Lineage: Eukaryota; Viridiplantae; Streptophyta; Magnoliopsida; Brassicales; Brassicaceae. The record is from the annotation of a GenBank genome assembly.
UUUUAUGUUGAUGAGGUUGUUGCUAUAGUUGUAGCUUUACGUGAUGACAAAACGAUUGACUUCAAGCCUGGGGGCUACAUAUCGAGAGGGAGGGAUAAUGAGCUCCCAAGAAGGACAACUGCAUGGAUUUCGCCAUAUUACUUGCAACACAGAACGUAUUCAACGGGCUUCACCAGCGUUCAUGGUGGAAUACCUACAGCAGAGUAUGCUAAGUUGCGGAGAGAAUCUCUUGAAACCGAAUUUGGACAUGCUCUUGGAGCAUAUAGCUCGAAAAGUUUUUCUGCAGUGUAUCGCUUUGGCCCAUUUUUGGCAUUGUAUAGAGCUGCCAUCAUUUCGUUCUAUGUGGUGAAGCUUGCCUUCUGGCAGCUGUUUGAGCAGGAUAUGAGGAAACGGGCUGUCAAGCUAGGACAGGCGCUGAGCACAAGACCAGACAUAUUACCUUCUAUAUAUUGUCAGGAGCUUUCUAAGUUGCAGGAUCAAAUUCCUCCAUUUCCAACUACUGUUGCCAUGCGAUGCAUUGAAGAGCAACUAGGUGCUCCAGUGUCAAAACUUUUUGCAGAUAUUAGUCCUAAGCCUGUUGCCGCUGCAUCUCUGGGCCAGGUAUACAAAGGUUAGAUACCUUUUUUAAACUGUGGCUGGCUUUUCUAUCCUUUUGGUCUCUGCUGGUAUCACCCUUGCCAUUUUUCUCAGUUUAGAGCUACUAGAAGCUAAAUGUUUUAAUUUUUCCCUUCAAGUAUUGCAGCUCAUCUGCAUUCUGGACAAUUGGUAGCUGUUAAGGUUCAGAGACCUGGAAUGUCAAUCUCGCUAACACGUGAUGCCCUCUUAUUUCAUAUGAUUGGAGGACAACUGAAACGAUUUGCGAAAGCCCGUAAGGAUCUUUUGGUAGCAGUGAAUGAGAUGGUCAGGCAUAUGUUUGAUGAGAUAGAUUACAUUCGAGAGGCGAAAAAUGCAGAACGAUUUGCUGCUCUAUACUCUUUUGACUCAGGGAAUGAUCAGACUAAUGAAAGCGGUGAAUCUGGGAAUAAGUCCAGGAAUCACAGAGCAGAAAACAUAAAAGUUCCUAAAAUUUACUGGAACUUCACACGCACAGCGGGCUUAUCCUGUUCGUUAAAGCAGCUGCUUGAGGUUGGAUUCUUUCAUGCUGAUCCGCACCCGGGAAAUCUUGUGGCAACUAAAGAAGGGUCUCUUGUUUAUUUUGAUUUCGGCAUGAUGGGGAAUAUUCCACGUCAUUACCGUGUGGGACUUAUUCAAAUUCUGGUGCAUUUUGUCAACCGUGACUCUUUAAGUUUAGCGAAUGAUUUCCUUUCCUUGGGAUUUUUGCCUGAAGGGGUCGAUAUAGAAACAGUUUCAAAUGCUUUGCGUGCGGCGUUUGGUUCUAGUACCAGAAUAUCACAAGAUUUCCAGGGGGUGAUGGAACAACUAUAUGAUGUCAUGUACGAGUUCAACUUUUCGCUGCCUCCAGAUUAUGCUCUUGUCAUAAGAUCCCUUGGUUCACUAGAAGGCACAGCAAAGAUUCUUGAUCCAGAGUUUAAAGUGAUCGAGAGCGCAUAUCCGUUUGUUAUCGGGAGGCUGCUAGCAGAUCCAAGCCCAGAUAUGAGGAAGAUACUAAGGGAACUUGUCAUUUGUAACGAUGGAUCAAUAAGGUGGAAUCGACUUGAACGUCUGGUAGCAGCUAUAUCCGAACAGGCGUCUGCGACUUCUGGAGACUCUCCAGAAGAUAAAAUGUUGAAGAAAUCAUCGGAACUGAAGUCGUUCGACAUGCAUUCAGUAGUUUCCGCGACAGAAGAUCUGCUACUGUUCAUAUUAUCAGAGAAAGGGCAGAGAGUUCGGGUCUUCCUUCUUCGGGACAUAGUCAGAGUGGUUGAUAUUUUCCUGGAAGAAGAGGCUCUUGAUCUGAACACGAAGAAGCAGACCAUCAAUCUCAGGGAAGAAGGAACAAUGAGAAGGUUGAGCAACGGAUUCAAGUGUCUGAGCGAGGCCGUGAAGCUUGCACCUCGAAUGUGGACAGCAAUGCUUCUUCGGAUGUCAGGGAAACCUGAGGUUCAUAGUUAUGCUUUAGAUAUUGUUUCUGCUUUGUCUACCCAUUUUGGCCACAAAGUUCCUCACACUUUUUGGAUCCUUUUCUCCAAACUGCUCCAUCGCAACAAGAGCCAAUAAUUAUUAUAUUACUCGGGUCUUUCGAUUCUAACGUUUCUUUUUUUCAGAGAAUACACACUAGAUAGGCAGAAUCUAGUUUCUUAUCUGCAAAACAAACAAAUGGGGGAAAGUAAUCAAUUCGGCUAAAGCAUAACGUGGUAUGAUUAAAAAGUAAACCCCUCGCUCUACGUGUCACGUGUCACAUUUUAGAGCUGCCAUUUGUCUGGGCCUUUGACUUCCAAGUCCAUAAAGCUUACUAUUAUUAGCAAGACCACAAGGCACCACUGAGCCCGGAGGUCUCGCCGGGAAAUACUGUACACCAUUGCUUCCGGGAAACGUCAAACCGCUGCUUUCUGUUUCCCUUUUUGGUUUCUUACGCUAUUUCCGUCAACCAUGAAUCCUCUCAUCUUCUUCUCUUCAUCGCCCUCCUUUUUCCAAUCUUCUUCACUUCUAUCUCCAGACUAUUUUUGAGGUUUCGGUGCCAUCUGAAGAGUAGUAUUUGAGAUUUUGAGAUCUCUGCAAAACAAAACGAAAAAAUGGGAUAUAUGGACUUGGCCAAGUCUUAUUCGAAUCAGAUGCGUAUUGUUGAAGCCCCGGCAAGCGGAGGCGGUCUCAGCCAAAAUGGAAAAUUCAGCUAUGGGUAUGCAAGCUCAGCAGGGAAGAGGUCAUCUAUGGAAGACUUUUUCGAGACGAGGAUUGAUGGUAUCGAUGGAGAAAUCGUUGGUCUGUUUGGAGUCUUUGAUGGCCAUGGUGGAGCCAGAGCAGCUGAGUAUGUGAAGCGUCAUCUUUUCAGCAAUCUCAUCACUCAUCCUAAGUUCAUAUCUGACACCAAAUCUGCAAUAGCUGAUGCCUAUAAUCAUACAGACUCUGAACUUCUCAAGUCAGAGAAUAGUCAAACCAGAGAUGCGGGUUCAACUGCGUCUACAGCUAUUCUCGUUGGUGAUCGUUUACUUGUUGCAAAUGUUGGAGAUUCCAGAGCUGUUAUAUGCAGAGGCGGAAAUGCCUUCGCUGUGUCAAGAGACCAUAAACCUGAUCAAAGUGACGAGCGUGAACGGAUUGAGAAUGCUGGUGGUUUUGUGAUGUGGGCAGGGACUUGGAGAGUUGGAGGAGUUCUUGCAGUAUCUCGCGCGUUUGGUGAUCGAUUGCUCAAACAGUAUGUUGUUGCUGAUCCAGAAAUUCAGGAAGAGAAAAUUGAUGAUUCUCUCGAGUUUCUGAUCCUUGCUAGUGAUGGACUAUGGGAUGUUUUCUCCAAUGAUGAAGCUGUUGCAGUGGUGAAAGAGGUGGAGGAACCAGAGGAGUCCACCAAGAAACUUGUGGGAGAAGCAAUAAAGAGAGGAAGUGCAGACAAUAUCACAUGUGUAGUCGUUCGUUUUCUGGAGAGCAAGACUGCUAAUACCAAAGCCUCCCACAUAUCCUCAACCCACACCAGCUCAUCCCAGGAAGCAAAUCAAAGGCAAACCGCGGUUAGGAAUGACUCAGACAGCAAGAUCUCAUCCAAAGAAACCAAUCAAGACCAUACCGCAGUACACAGCGACUUGGACCGGAAAGCUGAGAAGGAAAGCCUGAGCUAUAAGCCGAUCGCAGCUAGAAGCGACGACUCAGGCCACAUCAGCUCAAAUCAAAAGCCAUUUGCGGUUACAGCAACAGAACGCAGCGUUUCUUCAGAACAGAGUGGCUCAGCCGGCGGAAAGUAUCAAAUGCCAGCCGCAACUCGCAGCGGCUCAGAAUCCAAGAGCUUAGCCGUCGAGAAGAAUCAAAUGACAGCCACAACUCGCAGCGGCUCAGAGUCCAAGAGCUCAGCCGGCGAGAAGAAUCAAAUGCCAGCCGCAACUCGCAGCGGCUCCGAGCCCAAGAGCUCAGCCAAACAACCUGGUCAAGGGCAGACCACAGUACACAACAACAAUUAUAAGCAGGCGAUCGCAGCAACACAGGCCACCUCCUCGGAACAGAGAGGAACAGUGGGUGAUAAGAACCGAAAGCCAGUCGCAGUUCAUAGCGAUUCCGCCACAAGCAAGGCAAGUAGCCUUCACUCUAUCUCUAACUAAAACGCCAUUACUGACUUCAGAAUGAUCUCUUGAUCAGUGAAUGUCUCCGUUUUUAUUUACUUUGAAACUAUCAGUGUCUCCCGUCUCCGAGAUUUUGCUUUGACUAAUUUGUAUCGUUGAUGCAAGUGUCUUUUCUUUUCCGUCUCUCUCCUUUUUUAACGGUUUUAACUCCAAUCAUGUAAUUUUUCUCUUGCCGUGUACUAAACUGUAAAUUUAAGUUUGUUGAGCUACAUUCCACGUUAGUCUUAUUUUAGCAUGGGAGGUUGCAUACACAUCCACUCCACCUCUGUAA